AUGUCUGCAUAUCACAUCGCAGUCUUCACCAUUUUAGUGGGCAUUAUCCGAGGUGCCCCUUUGGCCAACGACGGAAAUCCUGCAAAUGUUACCGAUUUCUAUCAACUGUUCAACAAUCCCGAUGCUCAUUUAUCAUUUGCCAAAGCACCUACCACGAUUGACUUCAUUGAAGAGCAUGGUUACCCAGCCGAGCGUCACUAUGUAACCACUGAAGAUGGCUAUAUUAUCAGUCUCUUCCGGAUUCCCUACUCCCACAACCUACAGAAUCAGGAUGAAAAGCGACCCAUUGCCUUCCUUCAGCAUGGCCUCUUUGGCAGCUCUGAUGUCUGGCCAAGCUUGGGACCGGAUGAUGGCCUGCCAUUCCUCCUUUCCGAUGCGGGCUACGAUGUCUGGUUGGGCAAUGCUCGUGGAAAUAGAUACUCGAAGAACCAUACCUCUCUGUCCCUAAAAAAUCCUAACUUCUGGCGCUUCAGCUGGCACGAAAUUGGAUACUUUGACAUCGCCGCUGCCAUCGACUAUACAUUGUCCACGGAGAACGGGUUGGGUCAGGAGGGCAUUCACUAUGUGGGCCAUUCCCAGGGCACCACAGUGAUGCUGGUUUUAACCUCCUCGCGGCCUGAGUAUAACGACAAGAUCAAGACGUCUCACCUGCUGGCUCCGGUUGCAUUUAUGGAUCACAUGGAUGACAUUAUGGUCAAUAGUUUGUCCCCUUAUUUAGGAUUCAACAACCUAUACUCGACGCUCUUCUGCUCUCAGGAGUUUUUGCCACACAACGAUUUCGUAUUGGCUUUAUUGUAUAAUAUCUGCCGACCGAAUUCAAUUGUUUCCGGUUUUUGCAGCAGCAGUGAGGAGACCACAGAGGACCAAGGACGAACCAAUAAGACCGCCAAUGCUGUCAUAUCUGGAGUCAUGCCCGCUGGGGUAUCCACAGAUCAAAUCCUGCACUACAUGCAGGAGCAUCAAUCGGGAAACUUCCGACAGUUUGACUUUGGCACCAAAAAGAAUAUUAAACUUUAUGGAGAGGAAACGCCGAUACCUGACUAUCCCACUGAGCUGAUUACAAGUAAAAUGCAUCUGUGGUAUUCGGACAACGAUGAUAUGGCUGCUGUGGAGGAUGUCCUCCGAUUGGCGGCCACCCUGCCCAACAAGGUGAUGCACCACAUGGAGGAUGAGCUGUGGGAUCACGGGGAUUUCGCCAACAACUGGGAGGUGCGUCGGUACAUUAAUGAUCCCAUUAUAGCCAUAAUGAACGAAUAUGAGGCUAAUAUAAACUGA
Molecule: messenger RNA, 1275 nt
Organism: Drosophila kikkawai
Lineage: Eukaryota; Metazoa; Arthropoda; Insecta; Diptera; Drosophilidae
Product: lipase 3-like
Biological process (GO): lipid metabolic process
Molecular function (GO): hydrolase activity, acting on ester bonds
Source: RefSeq, a predicted model, not a curated record